Molecule: messenger RNA, 5919 nt
Organism: Grus americana (Whooping crane)
Lineage: Eukaryota; Metazoa; Chordata; Aves; Gruiformes; Gruidae
Gene: SIGLEC1
Product: sialic acid binding Ig like lectin 1
Exons: 23
Coding region: 131-5422 (1763 amino acids)
Source: RefSeq, a predicted model, not a curated record
GGUUUUGGGCUCCUGGCCCCCUGCACCAGAUAAAUAGCUCUGCCUGAGCGGCGAGGGGCAGGCGCCGUCUGCGAACACCGCAGCUCAGGACCCCCCCAGGCAAAGGCACCCCCAGGGUCCCCUCCGCCGAAUGCCGACGCCGAAGACCGGCCACCUCCGACCCUCGCGGCGUGAGCCCGCCCUGCCUCUGCCCCCAGGGACGCCCGGCCGUGCCCGGGGUGCUGCCAUGCCCCUGCCCCGGUGCCUCAUCCUCCUGGCCAGCCUUGUCCCGCCAGCCCUCGGCUCGUGGGGGGUCACCUACCCCGAGUCCCUGCAGGGCGUCAGGGGCUCCUGCGUGGUGGUUCCCUGCACCCUGAGCUACCCCGCCGACGUGACGGCCGGCGACGGCAUCAUAGCCAUCUGGUACAAGGACUACGAGAACACGAAGACGCUGGUGUACCACACGACAGCCCAGGAGGUGGAUGCUCGCUUCAGGGGCCGCACUCAGCUCCUGGGGGACCCCGCCGCUCGUAACUGCACCCUGCUGCUGCGGGGGCUGACGCCGGAGGACAGCGGGCCAUACAGGUUCCGCUUUGAGAUCAUCAAUGGCGACCGGUGGUCGGCGGCGCGGGACGUGAUGCUGAGAGUUUCGGAUGACCUCGAGCGCCCGAGCAUUUCCACCAGCGAGGAGCAAACCGAGGGGCAAACGUCCACCUUGGAGUGCUCCACACCCUACAUCUGCCCGCCGGGCGACGUCGCCCUGCGCUGGGGGGGCUACGACCCCCAGGUCUCGACAGUGUCCGAAUGGGUCCAGCUGGACACGAGCGGGGUCAAUCACCACAUGACCCUCACCACCUCCUUCUCCUGGAAGGACCACUCCAAAAAGCUGCUCUGCCAAGUUUCUUACGGCUCCAGGAAGGAGGCCGGGGAGGUCGUCCUACGGGUGAGACACGUCCCUAAGGACACCCAGGUGUCGAUCAGCCCCCCCGCGCAGAACAUCCGCGUGGGCGACACGGUCUCCCUCACCUGCGAGGUGAGCAGCAGCUACCCCCCCAUCUCGGCGUACCGCUGGUACAAGGACGGGGUGGCCGUGGGCAGCGAGCAGAUCCUGACCCUCCGGGGCAUUCGCCGUGAGGACUACGGGCAGUACCGCUGCGAAGCCGAGAACACCCUCGGAACUGGCGUGGCACCUGCCGUGACGCUCUACAUCUUCUCUGCCGAGAUCUCCGUGAGCCCCGCGGCCGAGGUGCGGGAGGGGACGGCCACCAGCUUGUCCUGUGACGUCCCUGGCAGGGAGGGUCAGGACCUCAACUACACCUGGUACAAGAACAGCGUCUGGCUCAAGGACGGCACGGCCCACGUCCUGCUCUUCCACCACGUGGCCGCCAGCGACGCCGGCUAUUACUCCUGCAAGGUGAUGAACGAGCGGGGCAGUGACACCUCCCCGGCCGUCAGCCUCAGCGUGACAUACCCCCCCCGGACCCCCACCGUCACGCUCUUCCAGGAGACACAGGGCGGCAGGCUGGCCAUCAUCCGCUGCGCCGUGGACAGCCACCCCCCGGCCGCCAUGGCCCUUUACCGCGACGGCACCUUGCUGGCGGCCAGCGGGUUGCAGGCGGCCCCGCGCCAACGGUUCAGCGUCACCACCUCCCGCAACGCCCUGCGGCUGGAGAUCCGCGGCGCGGGGCCGCAGGACAGCGGGGAGUAUCGCUGCACCGCCAGCAACGCCUACGGCAACGCCAGCGCCGCCAAGCUCUUCGUCGCCCGCGCUACAGAGCUCCUGAUCCAGCCCUCGGCGGAGGUGUGGGAAGGGGCGGCCGUCACCCUGACCUGCCUGGGGGCUCAGGGGGCGGCGGAGGAGACCCUCUACACCUGGUACAGGAACAGCAAGCGGCUGCGGGAGAGCUCGGUGCCCACCCUGCGCUUCCCCUCCGUCCGCGGCGAGGAUGCAGGCGCUUUCCAGUGCAGGGUCCAGAGCAGCAACGGCAGCGACACCUCGGCGGCCGUCCCGCUCCGCGUGCUCUUCCCACCGAGGCAACCGGUGAUGAGCUCCUUCCUGGAGACCCAGGGCGGGCACCUGGGCAUCAUCCAGUGCACCGUUGAGAGUGACCCAGAGGCCAACCUGACCCUGUGGAGAGGAGAAGAAGUAAUAGCCUGCACGUGGGGCUGCCCCCCAGCCCCCAGCCCCAGGCUCCGCGCCACCUUGUCGUACAACAGCCUGAAGGUGGAGGUGCGGGAGGUGGUGCUGGAGGACGAGGGCACCUACGUGUGCCGCGCUGACAACACGCAGGGCAGCGCCAGCGCGACCGUGGACUUCAGGGCUGAGACUGCCAGCAUCGCAGUGGCUCCGUCCUCCCACGUGCUGGAAGGUGACGCCGCCAACCUGACCUGCCACCUGAGCAGCGACUCCCCGGCUCUGCCCAACUUCACCUGGUACCGAAACGGGCAGCAGCUCGCCGAGGGCUCGGCCGCCUCCCUGGUGUUUCGGCAAGUGGCCAGCACGGACGCGGGUCUCUACCGCUGCAGAGCCACCGCCGACGGCAGCAGCCGGAGCUCCCCCGCCGUCUCCCUGGAUGUGCUGUACCCCCCGCGGGACCCCCAGCUGACGGCGUUCCUGGAGACGGAGAGAGGCAGCCUGGCCAUCUUCCAGUGCUCGGUGGCGAGCAACCCUCCCGCCCGGCUGGCCCUGCACCGGGGCGAGGAGCUGGUGGCUGCCGACGAUGCGGGGGGCAGCCCCAGCCCGCGGGUGGGCGUCUCGGCCGCCCCCAACGCCCUCAGGGUGGAGAUCCGGGAGGUGACGCCGGCAGACGAAGGCAGCUACCGCUGCACCGCCACCAACACGCACGGCACCGCGUCCCGCCGCCUGUACUUCCGCGUGCAGACUGCCCGAGUCCUCGUCUCGCCGUCCACGGAGGUGCGGGAAGGAGACGACGUCUCCCUGACGUGCCAAGCGGUGGGAGAGCCGCAGGAUGACACCGUCUACGCCUGGUACAAGAACAGCGAACGGCUCCAGGAGGGCCCCGACAACCUCCUCGCGCUGCCCCACAUCAUCAGUGCCGCCGCCGGCUCCUACCACUGCCGAGCCCGCAGCCCCUCACAGACCAGCGUCUCCCCGGCCGUCGCCCUGCACGUCUCCUUGAGGAGAAAUGCUAUCUGUCUGGGGUGGAGGGCAAAAUCCUGGAAAGAGGAAGUCUGGCUUCGGCUUUGCUGCACGUGCGUGCUGCUGCCGCCCCGGUGCGGGCUGAGCGCUGCCAGGAGCCGCCGCAGACGCCUCGGGGAUCCUCCGCGGGCGCCGGUGCUGACCUCCUUCCUGGAGACCCCCGAGGGGCAGCGGGGGGUCCUGCAGUGCACGGUGGACAGCAGCCCGCGGGCAGAGCUGGCUCUCUUCAAGGACGGGGCGCUGGUGGCCUCCACGGCGCUGCCCCAGCCCGUCGCCCCGCCGCGGCUCAGCGUCUCCUCGGCCUUCAACACGCUGCGGGUCAGCGUCCGCCCCGUGCUGCUGGAGGACGAGGGGGAGUACGUGUGCUCCGCCAGCAACGCCUACGGCAACGCCAGCACCGCGGCCAACUUCACGGCAGGCACUGCCAGGGUCUGGAUCUCCCCCUCCCCGGAUGUCCGGGAAGGUGACGCCGUCAACCUGACCUGUGCGGUCGCGACCGGCGGCGGUGAAGCGCUGAGCUACACCUGGUACAAGAACAAGGUCUGGUUCAGCAGCGGCUCGGCCCCGUCCCUCGCCUUCCCCAGCGUCGCUGCCGCCGACGCCGCCUCCUACCACUGCACGGUGCAGACCCCGGCGCGGACCCGCAGCUCUGCCCCCACCACCCUCAACGUGCUCUACCCCCCAAGGAACCUGCAGAUGAAGGCCUUCACGGAGAGCGGCGAGGGGACGGCAGUCAUCCUCUUCUGCGCUGUGGAGAGCAACCCCCUGUCCGAGAUCACCCUGCUGAAGGGGGGGCAGCCGGUGGCCUCCAGCCCCCCCCCGGGAGGUGACCACCGUGGGCAGAGCGGCCGCAUCUCCCCCGCUCCCAACGCGCUGAGGCUGGAGCUCCGGGAGGCCUCCGAGGAGGACGAGGGCGAGUACGAGUGCCGGGCACGCAGCCCCCUCGGCAGCGCCCGCGCAUCCCUGCCCCUCCGUGUGCAGGCCGUCAGGGUGCUGGUGCGACCCUCCGCCGAGGUGCCCGAGGGGACCGACGUGACCCUGACCUGCCGGGACGCGGGUGCCCGCCCGGGCUCGGGCUACACCUGGUACAAGAACGGGCGGUGGCUGGCGGAGCGGCCCCACGCCGCCCUCCCCCUGCCCGGGGCCCGGCGCACGGACGCGGGGGUCUACUCCUGCCAGGCGGGGGGGGGGCAGCGGGGCCGCCGGGCCCCCCCCACCGCCCUGCGGGUGCUCUACGCACCCCAGGAACCGUCCUUCACCGCCCUGGUGGAGCCCCACGGGGGGCGGCAGGCCGUGCUGCUCUGCACCGUGGACAGCUUCCCACCCGCUGACAUCGCCCUGCACCGGGGGCCCGGCCGGGCGCCCCUGGCCUCCACGCGGGGCUCGGCUGACCCACGCUUCGCCGUCCAGGCGGCCCCCAACUCCCUGCGGGUGGGACUGGAGGGGCUGGAGCCGCGGGACAUGGGGCUCUACGUCUGCUCGGCCAACAACAGCCGCGGCACCGCGUCCUCAUCCUUGCGCCUGGACGUGGGAGGGGUCACAGUCACGGUUGAGCCCUCGCCAGAAGUCCUCGAAGGCACCGCAGCCACCAUGACCUGCUCCGGCGUCCCCUGGGUGGGGGAAGAGGCCAACUACACCUGGUACAAGAACAGCCGGUGGCUGCAGGAGGGACCGGCCGGCUCCCUCGUCCUCGCCCGCGUCUCCAGCGCCGACACCGGCUUCUACCACUGCCGGGCGAGCGGGAUGCGGGGCAGCGCCGCCUCGGCCCCGCUCAGCUUCAGCGUGCUCUACCCCCCCCGGGACGUAUCCGUCAGCACCUUCCUGGAGAACCGCAACGGGCGGGUGGGCAUUGUGUUGUGCAUGGCUGACAGCCACCCGGCUUCCACCAUCGCCCUGUACCACCGCGGCCGGCUCCUGGCCUCCAGCCUGGCCCCGGCCACAGCACCGGGGGUCCGCGCCUCCCCCUCCCACAACACCCUCCGGGUGGAGCUCGGGGCCGUGGGGCCGGAGGAGUCCGGGGAAUACACCUGCGUGGCCAACAACCCCCUGGGCAACGCCACGGCCGGUGCCUACUUCGAUGUGCGCACUCUCACCCACCUCCUGGCCUUCACCAUCGUGGCCGGGCUGCUGACGGCCGUGGUCUGCGUGGCCGCCCUGGCCCUCCUGGCUGUGAAGCUGCGGCCCAGGAUGAGGAAGUUUUGGGGCUGGUCCGGUGCUGAGGACACCUUGGAGCUGAGGACCAAGCAGGAGCAGGAGCAGGAGCAGGUGGAUGGAGCUUCUUAAGCCGGUGGCUCUUUAAAGCCCAGGAGCAACUGCAGCAGCUGGAAGCGCACAGCCCCGGCCUGGCAGGACCCAGGCAGCCCACCCCAUCCCUCCCCAUCGCCGGGGGGCAGAGCCGAGCUGGCAGCCACCACCCUGGGGAUAACUGUGCUGUCUCCAUCCCCUCCCAGACCCCUCCGCCCCUCUCCUCCCUGCUCUGGAUGUUGUUCUCACGCCGGGCACGGCCUGUGCUUGCCACCGCGUGUGGUGUGCCGUGUGUGCCAGGCACCGGCAAGCUCUUUAGCAGCAAAACCCCAGGAAAAAAAAAAAAAAAAUCUCCUGGUGGCAGUGCAAGCCUGGGGGCAGCCACUCCAUCACCACUGUCCUGUCCCCCUACCAAAGCCACCACCCCAGGGUGCUGCCCACCGCGACCCCCGCGUGCCAGGGUCUCCCUGUGUGCUAUUCCUCUGGGAAUAAAACCCGGCGCAGCGUGCAGCCCGGUGUCUGUUGGGAUGAGCUGG